Messenger RNA from Rhododendron vialii, 1887 nucleotides. RefSeq names its product protein BASIC PENTACYSTEINE6. Gene Ontology annotation, cellular component: nucleus. Lineage: Eukaryota; Viridiplantae; Streptophyta; Magnoliopsida; Ericales; Ericaceae. Gene Ontology annotation, molecular function: DNA-binding transcription factor activity; sequence-specific DNA binding. The record is from RefSeq and is a predicted model, not a curated record. Gene Ontology annotation, biological process: response to ethylene. The transcript is spliced from 4 exons. The coding region runs from base 465 to 1436 and encodes 323 amino acids.
GUGACUGGUAGUGGAAAUAAUAAAAGCUCGAACAAAUGGAAAAUUGGAGUCUUCUUUGCCCCACUCCAACCUGUUACUCCACCAGAUUUUCCACCUCCGAUUUAGGGUUUUGACUCUUUCUCCUCUCCUCCGAUUUGUCUCUCUUCCUCUCCCUCUUCACGUUUUACAGGUCAACAAACAAAUAGCUAUUUGAUGGAUUCUUUUCUUUUGGUAAUGGAUUAAGCACGAGUCUUUGAAGCACAAGAUUCAGUAAAGUUAUGGGUUUCUACCUUCUAAUGUUUUUCUAAUAGGAUGCUCUUGACACAUGCUGUUGCACAAAAAAAAUCCUUAUGCGUUUCAGAUGUUGAGCUACGGAGUUCUUAUUCUGGGUAGCUGUCUCCGCUCAUUUGACUACAUGUUGCUCUUCUAGGAGAGAUCUCUAAGUUGAAGAUACUACUGCAGUUCGUGCCAACUGUGGAUCACAGAUGGAUGACAGUGGGCAUCGUGAAAAUGGACGACACAAACCACCUCAGGGUCAGUGGUUUAUGCAGCAUCAACCUUCCAUGAAGCAGAUAAUGGCCAUCAUGGCCGAAAGAGAUGCUGCCAUUCAAGAAAGAAAUCUAGCUGUUUCUGAGAAAAAAACAGCCAUGGCUGAGCGAGACAUGGCUAUCCUACAGCGCGACUCAGCAAUUUCCGAACGGAACAGUGCCAUUAUGGAACGAGAUAAUGCCAUUGCGACCCUACAAUAUCGUGAAACCACAAUGACCAGCGGCAAUAUGUCCCCAUGUCCCCCAGGAUGCCAAAUAUCCCGCGGUGUGAAGCACAUGCACCACCCCCAGCAACACAACAUACACCAUCAACCCCACAUGAGUGAUUCUCCUUACAAUUCAAGGGAAAUGCAUGCUAGUGAGCCCCUCCCGAUGUCGCCAGUUCCCUCAGAGCCUGCAAAGCCUAGGCGAACUAAUAAAAGACCGAAGGAGCCCAAGGCGACGACAUCCAACAAAAAGCCUUCCAAAUCUACAAAAAGGGUUAAAAGGGAGGGAGAAGACCUGAAUAAGCUUGUGUUUGAUAAAUCCCAUGACUGGAAUGGCGAACAAGAAAUUGGUUUCUCUAAUAAGCCUGACUGGAAGGAUAAGGACCUCGGGUUGAACCAGGUGGCGUUUGACGAGUCCAUGCCUGUGCCUGUUUGCUCAUGCACUGGAGUUCUUCGUCCGUGCUAUAAGUGGGGGAAUGGAGGGUGGCAGUCUUCGUGUUGCACCACCACCAUCUCGGUAUAUCCGCUGCCAGCUGUGCCUAAUAAGAAGCACGCGAGGGUUGGCGGGAGGAAGAUGAGUGGAAGUGCAUUCAACAAGUUGCUUAGCCGGCUUGCAUCAGAAGGUCAUGAUCUAUCGCAUCCGAUAGAUCUUAGGGAGCAUUGGGCAAAGCACGGAACGAACCGCUACAUCACUAUUAAGUAGAAUGCAAGAGAUGUUGGAUGGGUGGGGGAAACAAAUUGGUAGCAGAUUAAGAAGGCAGGUAUGGAUUCUUGGUUCUUUUGGUCAUAGGUAAAUGGAAAUGUAUCAUUACGGAAGUAACAGCAACUGUUGAAUAAGUAACAGCCAUUCAAGUGCUGCUCACGUUCUCUUCGUUUUGCUGUGUUUUGUAACCUAUACUUCAUAUGGCUGUUUUAUCAUUCUCUUGGGUUCAGCUAUAGUUGAUUGUGGUGAACAUGAGGCAUCUAUUCCUGUAAGUUAGGUAAUUUCAAGGUUCGAAGUCUUGUUGUACAAGUGUUAUAACAUUCUAGGUAGGGUCAUUGUCAUGUACUCAGACUUCAGUUAGCUGUGUUUUCUCAGCUCACUGGUACCAUAUGACUGAUGACCCAGAAGCUGUAAAACUAGUGUUAAUAUUUCAGAAGUUCAUGUUUCAGCA